AUGUAUUACUGGUAUUUGCUACUGCUCGCGUUUUUAGGGCUCUCACAGCCGAUUACAUCUGACCGCUUUGAUGGGAGACAGUGUUGCGAUCGUUACCACCAGGAUUUCUCUGACACCAGGCUUUCUCUAUAUGGAAGUUAUAGCGACAAACCGUCAAGCGACAGUAGGAAUUUAAACCGCGCCCCUAAUAUCAGUGUAUCAAGGCGAAUAGAUACCAAGAACACUAAUUUCCGAUCGACUGAAAAAGGGGAGAACGUACACCUUCGAGAAAAAGAUGCCAGGAAUUUAUUCGAAGAACGUUUUAUAAGUCGUGAAACUGUUCGCAAGGAUUCGAUUAAAAACAACGAUGCUUACAACAGCCAAACCUUUAAUAGAAGACUGGUUGUAGACAAUUAUCUGGUGCAACGAUUUCACAAUGACCGAUAUUCCCCAGCUUCGAUUGAAUCCAGAAUUCGUGAAAAUUUCGUGGAUCUUCGAGACGCCAACAGCAAAAGAGAAUCACGCUAUUUGACACGUGCACGGGAAGAUUCAAAUAAAAAUUUGGAUAAGCGUAUCGUGAUAAGAGAAAAAGAAAAUGAUGAACAACGUUUCGUUAAGUCUCGAAUAGAAUCUACAUUACAACGCAAUGCAAAUGAAGACCGUCGAUCAAGGUAUUUAGAUGUUGACAAUUAUAGUCGCGCAAAUUAUAAUAGAGCAAGAAAUAAUAUUCGCGAUAGGAAUUUAGCAAGAGCUUCGGUUAGAGAAGACAAUAGCGAUAGGCGACUUAAAGAUGACUCUGAACAAAGGUUGACACGAUUUGAAAGGGCGGAUAAUGCGCACCAGACUUUGAUCCGUCAUAAUUCCAGGAUAAUGACAAAGCGACAAAAUUACGUCGACCGCUCACAAGUUACCGAGUUGAUGUUCGACCAAGUUACAAGAGCCGAUGUUAGUCGUAGACUAAAUGAAAGAUAUCCAAUAGCUGCUCAUUCUAUGGACAACAUCGCGAAACAUAAAACUGAACGUGCCUCUACUCGAGUCAAAAAACUAAACAAGGUACGUGGCCAAUAUGGCACUGUUGUACGAUCUGAACACCAACUCUUCCGUUCUUUUACGAACACUCAAUACCCUGAUAUUGAAGUCGAUCGUCAACCUUCUCACCUUAAGUCUGAACUUAGUCGAAUAAAAUUUGACGGUGAUCGCCGAGUUUCUCGAGCUGCUACCGAACGCGUUAAUACUUUUAGACAUAUUACGCAACAAUUAUCCCCUUCCUCUACAAGACCUAGUAAGUUUGAAAAUCUUUCUCGUACUCUCCAAGAACGUCACGAAUUUGCAGUUGGUUUAAGUCACUCGCGAUCUAGCACAGAAAAUUACAAAUUAAGGGUAAAUACUGAGCGGCAACUUUCGUGCUCAACAUUAAAACGUUCCAUUAUGGAAAGAAUUGACAACCGUCGCUCCCAUUCGUAUAUAGAUAAUACUGAGCGUGUACCCUAUCAUACUCAAGUUGAAAGACAAGAGAUGCUACGUUUUAACCGUCGAUUGGCGGCUACCCUAAAAAAAGAUGCUAGACGUUGUAUCGAACCUCAACUUUCUAACUCCAUAGGACGCAGAGAUACCCGGACAAAACGAGACGUCACACAAGUUUCUACAGAAAUUCAAAAAUCCAACCUCGAUUUUGAACAAAUACAUAGCCGCUUUGUCGCACGGUUUGGACGCCAACUCUUCCGCUUAUCGACCGACCGCCGAGAUUCAAGGCUCUCAGCAGAACUACGUACGACUAGACUUAACACUGAACGUAAAUCAACGGAAUCAAACACCGAAAGGAAUAACUACCUACCCAAUACAGAGCGCCAAUUCUCUCGCACUACUAAAAGCAUUGAUGCCGGCUCGGUUCUUUCUCAACGUCCAACUGAAAAUGUUGAAGGUUUAUUUAAUAGUAAUCGUGAUACCAAUCGCGCCAAUGAUAAACGUCGACUUACACGUUCCGAUGCACGAGAAAGUAAUCAACAGCAAAUCCUACUUGCAUCCUCAGAACGCGGCGAUAUUCUAUACAAUACUGAUCGCCGCUAUUCUCGUUUUGGUACUCAGCGACAAGAACCUCCACGCAGAACUGAUCGCCAACUCUCUACUUCUCUCGAACGAAUCGACAUUCAUCGCACUGAACGUAAACCCUCUGAUUUCGCUACAGAACGUGCCGAGACCCGACGCAAUAUGGCAGCAAAUUCUCGUUCUCCAGCAACGCGCCAAGUUAAUCGACGAAAUAUUGAUCUUACUGUUACAACUACGGAUUUCGUAAACACUAGAAGAAGUAGUAUUGAUCAUACAAUCUCUCAGACCGCUUUUGAUCGCUCUGAAAACCGUCACGACAUAGAACGACCACGUACUCGUUUUGUUGCAUCGCGACAAGGCAAUCAACGCAGCAUUGAAGGUAAAAUCAAUCUCAACACAGGACAUAAAGAAAUCCGACGUAGAACCGAACUCCACGACUCUCGUUUUGCUGAAACACGUCAAGGAGAUCGACGCAGCAGCGAAGGAACCCAGUCUGCUACUGAAAGGGUGGACAUCACUCGCAAUAUUGAACGGAGCCUCAUAAAACAUAUCGAAAACCGACGCGGUACUAAUCUUCAUAAUACUCGUUCUUCUGCACGCCAAAAUGAUCAACGUAGGAAGGAAUCAAGAUUAAGUCAUUCCACUGUAAAAAUGGCAGAUAUUACUCGUGUUAUUGAACGUAGCUCUUCAGAAGAUAUCGAAAACCGACGCAGUAUUGGUCUACAAGAUUCUCGUUAUGUUACCCACAAAGGUAAUCGACGCAGCGUCGAUGUAGCUCGUUCUAUUGUUAAACAAAUUUCCAUUCGACAUAACACUCAACGUGUACUCCCGCAUAACGUCGCAGAAAGGACUGAAACUCGACGUAAUAUGGCACGUCUAAAUUCUGGUCAUGUUAAUACACAAGAUAAUAGAUGCACACAUGGAAGCAGCACUACUCGCUUCAUUGAAAAUAUCCAAAACCGACGGAAUACCGAACGCUACAAUUCUCGUUACGCUGCAAAAUCCGCAGAGGCAAUCGUUCGAUCAACUACUGAAAUCGCAGACACUAGGAGCUGCAGUGUUGGACAUGAAAGCACUCAUAUCGCCGUAGACCGUGUUGAUAAUCAUCGUUGCAUACAACGUCGUAAUUCUCACUCUGCAACGCAACAAGAUAAUCAAUGUACCAUUGGACUAAUUAGUUCUAAUAAUCGCCCAGACAUUAGACGCAGCAUUGAACGUGAACUCAAUCUUAUCAGUACAGAACGUAACGAAAACCGACGCAGCAGGCGGCGUGAGAAUACUCGAUUUGCUACAUCUCGACAGGAUAACCGAAGAAAUGUUGAUUUCGCUCGUUCCAUUACUGAAUCAGCAGAUAGUAGGAGACCAAUUAUUAAACGUGAAAUCUCUCAAACUGAUCGUUCUGAAAACCGUCGGAGUAUGGAACGACAAUAUUCUCGUUUUACUACAACGCAUCAAAAUAAUCGACGCAGCGUUAAACUCACCAGUUCCUCAAAUGAACGCUCAGAUAUUCACCAAAGCAUUGUACGUAAAUUUUCUAAUGCAUCAGAACGACGAGAACUACAACCCAAUGAAGGACGCCUACGUUUUAUUUCUGCUACAACGAAUCAAGAUAAUCGACGCUACGUUGAAGCUACUCAUUUUACUUCUAAACGCGCAAACACUAUUCCCAACAUCGAACGUAAACUUUAUUCUGCAACAGAACGCUCUGAGAAUAGACGAAGACUUGAACGUUAUGUAUCUCGUUCUACUACUGAAGUUAAUAAUAACCGACACGAAAUGCAUAAAACUGAUCAUCGAAUGUCUUUUUCUGGCAUGUAUGUAUCUCGUCAGAAUAACGAAAGGCAGGAACCACAAAGAAACUUCCGUCAAAACAACGUAGAUCGUCAGUUAGCUCCUUUUAUUUUAGAACUCAAUAGAAAUCAAAAGUACAUUGCUAUGAAUUAUAGCAACAAACAGGAAUCUAAAGAUCAAGUGGACAACUUUAAUUGGCAACUUUUGUUCUACAUCGUGCAGGUUAUAUAUAUUUGUGGCAUAUUCCUGCAAGUACAUACAGACGAUGGAAAUAAAAUGAAAACAAGGAACAUUGGAUUGUGGAACCCUAUGUAUCAAAUAAAAGUAGCGAACAGCGCAAUCGCGUACCUGCAGCGUGCCCUGCUGGCGCCCGCGCUGUCGGCGCUGGGCGGCGGUGGGUGGGAGGCGUGCUUCGAGCACGUGCUGCUGCCGCUGCUGGCAGAGCCGCCCCGCCGGGCCGACGCCGCGGCGCGCGCCGACACCGUCAUGUGCAAGGUGUUCCUGCAGCACCUGGGCGCGCUGAGCUCGCGCGCGUCUUUUGCGGCGCUGUGGGCGCGCGUGCUGCGCGUGCAGCGCGCGCUGCUGGCCGCGCCGCGCGAGCCGCUGCAGGAGGCGGCGCUCGAAUCGCUCAAGAACAUGCUGCUCGUCAUGCACUCCGUCGGGAUAUUCAACACUGGCGACAAUUACAAUGACCUAUGGUACAUUACAUGGGAGAUCGUUGGUGAAUUCCUACCACGUCUGAAAGAAGAGCUGUUUCCAGAUGUGAACGACAACAUGAAACCUGCUUCGAAUCUACCGAACCACCUACAACCACCAAUCCCUUCGUCCUUACCAACCCUCAUCCCAGUUGGGCCCAAUACGCCGACUAUCCUUCCAGUACGGUCCAGUCCGCCGAACGCUACCAACACUCAGGUGAUACCUAACUCAUCAAACCAAAUACCUAGCACAUUGGCUCAAACAUCCCGUUCAAUCCACGUCCAGACAUCCUUGGCUCAAUCACCGAAUAUUCUAGUCGCAUCGAUGGCGCAUUCGCCAGUAAAUUUGGUCCAAACGCCUCCGCUUAUAGCCACACCAUCUUUAGUAGCACCAACACCAAUUAGUAUUGUGCCAACUGUAACCGACGCAUCACAAACUUUAAAUACUGCUGCACCAACUUUAAGCGGAGCUGGACCUGCAAUAGCUGGAACGGUACCAACACCUGUACCAGUUAGCGGAAUGGUACCGAUUAGAAAUUCGCUGUACGAUCAAACUGGACUGACUUCCUCUGUACUUUUACAACCCUUAAAUGAGAUGAUUUCAACGCCAAUAGGAAUAUCGAUACAAACGCCGCAACCGGCUGUCUUAUAUCCACAGUCAUCCCAACCCACUCAAAAUUCACUUCAAUAUCGGUCAGAUACAAAUCAAAGUGAUCCUCAAUCUGAAAAAAUAGAACCUUUAUCCAAUAUCACCAAUUUAGAUAAAAAUACAACUAUACUCGAAGAUACACAGCAAAGCGAGCUAUACGCGGAAUAUUUAACCAAUCCUUACAACGGUGCUAAAGAAAUAUCGCUAAAAGAGGCCACUUUAUACGAUCCGCAGGAAAAUCGCCACGUAUCCGACAUGAAGGACCAAACUGUUCUCGAUCCCGAAACCUUGGACACCUUUCCCAUAUUGACUCAAAAAUCACUAAGCGCGAAUGCAACCCCAAUGCAUAGUAAGAAUAAAGCUCAAUUUAGUUCAAACGAGAAUGUGAGACAGGAAUCUAGUAUUUUCAACUUUGCCAGCUACUUCGGGUCGGCAAACGACAUUGUUAUUCCAGGCUCAGAAGUUUUUGAUACUUUAAUGUCGACACAAGAGGGAUAG
Molecule: messenger RNA, 5658 nt
Organism: Parnassius apollo (apollo)
Lineage: Eukaryota; Metazoa; Arthropoda; Insecta; Lepidoptera; Papilionidae
Source: the annotation of a GenBank genome assembly